AUGACUGACGGGCAGGUGAUAAAGUGUGCAAGGUAUAAAUCGUCAGUCAAGGACUUUGGAGUUCCUGGUGUUCUGAAAAUGACUCGGCAGAGGUUUUUUUUUAGGCCAAAUGAUCCGAAAUCAUCUGCAAGGCUUAAUGUAGAGUUUAGAUUGGUUAAAGGUCACAAAUUUACCAAGGAGGGUUCCAACAAACAGGCCCUGCUUAAUCUCACAGUGGAUCAGGGAGGAAAUUACAUUUUUGAAUUUGACACUUUUUCUGAUCGUGAUGCUUGUCGUGAAUAUGUUGCAACAGCUAUUGCAGUAUCCGGAGAAGCUGGAAGAGCUGGUUCUGAGAGAUCAGCUGCUCCACUUCAAGAUGAACAACUUAGCCAUGCAGAGAUGGAGCGUCGGAUUAGACUACUGCAGGAGGAUAGUGAGUUGCAGAAACUUCAUAAGCAGUUAGUGAUUGGAGGUGUCCUAUCAGAGGCUGAAUUUUGGGCAACAAGAAAGAAGUUGCUGGAUGAGAAUGCCAGCAGAAAAUCAAAACAACAGGUGGGGUUGAGAAAUGACAUGUUCCAUGUCAAACCAUCUUCUGAUGGUUCGUCUAACAAAGUUACUUUUAAAUUGACACCCGCGAUUAUUCACCAGAAAGCAUACAGGACUCCUGGAAUAAAAAUAAUCUUCCAGUCAGGCAGAAUGCCACUAACUGAAAAAUCAAGAUCAGUCUGCUAUACAUAG
Ilex paraguariensis (yerba mate) is the source of this 717-nucleotide messenger RNA. The record is from the annotation of a GenBank genome assembly. NCBI's taxonomy places the organism in Eukaryota, Viridiplantae, Streptophyta, Magnoliopsida, Aquifoliales, Aquifoliaceae.